AUGGUGGUCGCUCGUGAGGCGAUGCCAAGAGCAGAUGAAGGAGCCGUGGUGCCCGCGCAUCUAUCUUACCUGGCUAUAUACAAUCCUACCUUGGGCACCACCGACGAGACAUUGGAGGAGCAGAUUGUGUUCUACACCUCGGUAUCGAGUGACUACCGACAUUCCCACGAUGUAACCGUUGAAAGACAAGAUAGUCACUUGCCUGAGAAUGAUAAAAAUGAAAUGCUACGCCAGAUCGGUCUGGCGCAGGGGAUGGUGAGCUUUGCCAAUAACUUUUCAUCUGGCAAACCCUUAGAAUGCAUCGAGACCGACAGGGCGCGUACUAUCGUCUUAGAACUGGAGAAGGACUGGUGGAUCGUCGCUGUCAGUUUCACUUCAAUAUGCCUCACUCGGUUACCGGCCCGUCCAAACCAAGCUUCGUCUAGCUCCGAUGCCGACGUUCCUUCGUUUCAAUAUUCAGCCAAAGAAAUGGGGCCUCCCCAAUUUCUCAUUCAACAGCUCCGUCGCGCACAUUCUAUUUUCUUGUUGCUGCAUGAUUUCUCAAUGGCCGAGCUCUACAAUCGCCUCGAGAAGUCCAGCUUCAAGCUCUUCUUAGAACAAUUCUGGCAGAAGUUCACAUGGAACUGGGAGCUCUUGCUGGCAGGAAACCCAAUAGUUGACAUGUACAAUGGCAUCAAACUCGCUGCCGGUGGCGAGCUAGGUAUAGGAGUCGGUGAGGAAGAAUGGGGCAGCGGAGAGAGAGAAGUACUCGAAGACUUUGUGAGCAGGACAGAGGGACUGGUGGAUGUGCUGGUCUCAAGAUUUGGAGAUCCACCUCACCAUACUGAUGAACCGCGGCUGAUCGCUCACAAUACUACUGGUGAUACCUGGCUCGGCUCAGAUAAAGCUCCGAGACCUUCAGACGGUGUCAUCUUCUCUGGUAUCGGCGCUAUAGACCGUCAUUCACUUGCUCGAGUUUCUCACUGGAUGGAAUGGGUCUACCGAUAUGGCGACACGGCAUACGGGAUAGGGCGAGAUCCUGCAUCAACACGCCAAAGGCGCCCACGGAAAAACAAGGCACGCCCCUCGAAGCAGCAUGUAACGCCAGAAAGAACAGGGUCGCCCGGCAUACCGCCACCCCUCAUCAUGGCCUUACCGCAGCCCAUUCCAGAAAUUGACAAGGGCAAUGACUCCGAGAGAGCGAAGACCACCUUGACCUGUGACGACCAGGAAACUGCGGAGCAAACAUCUGCAACAGACACGGUCAUUAAGUACCUCACAUUAGGGUAUGGAUCCGCGUGGAGCUUUUCCAAGAAACCUGACAAUCUAUCAUCGGCUGGCCCGCACUUUCCGGACACAUCUUUCUCAAAUCCCAAUGAGACUGCCAAUGGCAAGACCAGGCAGAAUGAGUCGCAGGGUAAUGCUAGUUCCUUGCAAGGCUCACAAACGCCACCGUCCGAACAGAUUUCAAGUAAGACAAAGCCCACGACCUGGGGUCGUUUUGUACUCGGGCCUCGCGAUGAUCUGGAUGACCUGGAUGGUAUUGAUGAAGGGAGCCCUGAGCCUGCCGCAGAGCGUCAAAAGUCUACUAGUCGAAUUAUCCAUCGAUCGGUGCAUAUCCGCUUGGGGCAUCUAAGUGACGGAGUAUCGAAGACGCUGCAAGCGGUGAUAUACGUGCAUCAACCAUUCAUGUUUACUUUCUUCUUUGAACCGGACACGCCGGCUUUAAUGUCACCUUCACUCUAUUCCAGCAUUCAUCAUCAACUGGGCCCUCUCCAGAAAUCUCUCAAUUCAUCGACAUCGCCUGCAAGCGCUGCCUCGCGCUUCUCUUCCCUCGAGACUGGUGCCAGGCCGUCUAAUGAGUCAUCGGCACCUGACCAACCUGUCUGCGAGAUCAUAUACGACUCAUCAAAUCUUACGAUCCGCUCCUCGAUUCCCAAUAUCCCUGAUUCUGGCGACCUGGAGGCUUUACCACAGACUUCUGCGGCGCUGAGGUCUCCAUCUUCGUCUCCGUCAGCAUCGCCUUCCAGAGUACCUACCCUACCGUCCCUAUCUCGCCUCGAAAGCUUGGCGAUUCAUGAGCGACUUCUCACCACGUACAUUGAGACACGCUCCAGGUCACAGGAGCUUGAGCGGACUUACAAAGUGAACCGAGGAUGGUGGAUUGUCUGGAUGCGUAUGCCUCACAGAAAGAAUGAUUUUGACCGGUCGAACCAAAUUUCAACCGCAUCCUCAUCCACCACGCCACCGGACCCAACCAACGACUCUCCCCUUCCACACUUGACAUCAGCGUAUUCUGAAAGUCAUCCAGAGCCUCAUGAGGCUUUCGUCAUCCGCAAAGCAAGUGAUCAUGUGUCGUCGCCAGGCCAUGCGCGAAUGAGCAGCGGUGCAAGAUUCUUCCGAGACCUCGGUGGCGUCUCGUCGUCCAAAUUGACAGCGUCGAGAGCUGAGAGCAAGCCUUCGAAUUUGGUAGAGGGGUUGGGCAUGGAUGCACGCCGUUACAUCGAAGGCUUGAUGUCCUUGAAUCGAUGA
This is a messenger RNA of Penicillium diatomitis, 2511 nucleotides long. RefSeq lists its product as uncharacterized. The record is from RefSeq and is a predicted model, not a curated record. The coding region runs from base 1 to 2511 and encodes 836 amino acids. Lineage: Eukaryota; Fungi; Ascomycota; Eurotiomycetes; Eurotiales; Aspergillaceae. Gene Ontology annotation, cellular component: Mon1-Ccz1 complex; intracellular membrane-bounded organelle. Gene Ontology annotation, biological process: vesicle-mediated transport. The transcript is spliced from 4 exons.